AUGGCCAUUGUUGGUUUGAAAGCUGAUAAUAAUACUACUACGUCUCAAGGCAAUGCUACUUCUUCUUCAUCAGCUGUUGCUGAAAUUCCUUCCGGGGGAAAUGGACAAGUAAGAAACGAGACUGCUCCUUCUUACACUAAUCAAGUUGUUAUCAACAACAAAAACAAGCAUCAAGGAAGAGGAGGAAGCGGUCGUGGCGGAGGUGGUGGAGGCUACUCAUGGGGAUGGGGAGGAGGUGGUGGCGGUGGUGGAGGGGGAAGGGGGAGGGGGGGGGGAGGGGGGGGUGGUGGAGGUGGGGGGGGGGGGUGGGGAGGAGGAGGAGGAGGGGCUGGUUGGUGGAAAUGGGGUUGUGGUGGUGGUAAAGGAAGAGGAGGAAGAAGGAAGAGGAGGUUUGAUGAGGCUGAUUAUGCGGUGGGGGAGUUUGCACAGUGCAUGCGCAAAGGGCGGUGUAAAGGCAUGAGAUUAGAUUGCCCUCUUCACUGCGGAGGGCCUUGCUACUAUGACUGCCAAUAUAUGUGCAAGGCUCACUGCAAACGACGUCGUUCCUGAUUCACUCUCGUUAACGUCUACUACGGCGCCCCUAUCCAUUUGUUUCGGACAGUCACAUUAAUCCUCCACGAUUA
Prunus mume (Japanese apricot) is the source of this 623-nucleotide messenger RNA. Lineage: Eukaryota; Viridiplantae; Streptophyta; Magnoliopsida; Rosales; Rosaceae. The record is from RefSeq and is a predicted model, not a curated record.